Messenger RNA from Maniola jurtina (meadow brown), 2623 nucleotides. RefSeq lists its product as uncharacterized. Gene Ontology annotation, biological process: septate junction assembly. The coding region runs from base 486 to 1001 and encodes 171 amino acids. The transcript is spliced from 7 exons. The record is from RefSeq and is a predicted model, not a curated record. NCBI's taxonomy places the organism in Eukaryota, Metazoa, Arthropoda, Insecta, Lepidoptera, Nymphalidae.
AGUCACUUGGGUGCUAGCUUCAGGAUAGUUUGAUUGUUUUUGUGACUAAAGUGAUAUGAAACGCAUCUUUUUGGUUUUUAUUAAGUUCAUAGUGCGUCUUGUACAGGACAACAAUUUCGCGUAAAAGUGCGUAAAUCGUGUCGACGAAUUCGAGUCAAGGAUCCGAUUGUGUUCGAUUUCAAUUGAAUAAUUAACACGUUAGUUAACGAUAUAGUUAAUCCGAAUAAACACCAAAACUGGAGAGCCUUUACUCUAGUUUUGUGACGAUAUCGCCUGAACUGAAGGACUUUUUGAGCGAGGUCGACGUUUGUGUGGACAAAAUUGCGCCGCUAACGGAUAAUAGCCAACAUUCCAGUUUCGUGACAAUAUCGUCGGAGUUUCAGCUAAAGGACUUCUCUUGGGACGUCGAGGUUGGCGCUGACAAAAUUGCGCCGCUAAAGGAAAACGUGUCGGAGUACGGCGGCGGAGCGCGGGUAGUUUGGGCCAUGUCGGCGGGCGAUCGGGAGUCGGAGGCGCAAGCCAAGAAGGGGGAAGAUGGACAGACGACUGAAGGAGGAAGUCGGGCUGCGACAGCCUUGAAGGAGCAUUGGUGUGUCUCUUUGAGGAUCGUGGAAUUCAUCCUCGCUGUGAUCGCCAUCGGUCUACUAGUGGGCACCCAGUAUGCUCCACAAGUUUUCCACUCGAACAUUCGCCACAUCUCCUUGGUCUACUCAGCUUAUUCGAGUUUCAUCAUCAUCACCGGUGUGCUGAUCAUCGCGCGGUUGCUGGGCGAGUCGGCGGCAUGGAGGACUUCGCUGGCCUUUUCUGCCGUCGGAGCCAUCAUGUUUAUAGCUUCAGCUGGCAUCAUAUUCUAUGAUUGGCACAGAUCCUACUACGCAAACGUUCGUCCCAACAAGGGCGCCUAUGACCUCAUCUUAUCUUCAGGCGUAUUCGCCGUCAUCGACGGUGCCGUAUUCCUUAUUCAUGCCUUCUUUACUUUCAGGAAAGAAGCUGAAUAUUGAAUGUUGAUAACAAUUCUUUUGCACACAAAAUUCUACAAAAUUGCCCGCGCUUAAUUAAAAAUAACAGUUCUAAAGUAAAAAAAAAACCUGAAAACCCUAGCUUUUUUGACAGAACUUCAGAAAUAUAGAUGACAUUGCUUUUAAUUAAGUAAAUACAUCGAUGUAGCCAAAAUUUUGUGUACAAAAUAAUUGGCGCCAAUUAUUUUAGUAUUUUAUUUUUAAUUAAUAUCGUAACUAAGUUGUAACAUUUAUCAUUUUUAUUUACUCCCAAAGUAUUAGCUAAGGAUCAUAGGUGUAAUGGUGUAAUUAUACGUAAUAAUCGGAUACUUUGUACAUAAUAUUUUAUUUAAGUUGUCCUGGAGUGUAGCUUGGAUUAUAUUUUUAAUUUUUAAUAAUUUAUAUUUUAUCUUAACGUAAUAUUAUAACUACGGGAUAAAAGUUGUCCAAAAGACGCAGCUGUUUCUAUGAAUAAUAAAAAUCAUUACUUUCGGCCGAGACAGUGCAAGUUAGAAAUGAAACUUUUUAAUUUAAGUUUUUAGAAAUUAAGUUUAUUUCAUAGAAUAAGGGAACUCGAAAAAGAAUGGUAUAAGUUUUAUUACUAAAUAGUAAAUGUUAAUGUGUAACAUGUUUUAUUGUUUAGGUUUGUAAUAAAAUACUAAAACAUUCCAUUUCCAAGUUUCAGUACUGCUGCCCGAGUAAGCAGUUAGUGAAAUCGGGUACCUAUUAUAAAAAUUAUGCUUUUUAUAAAAAUAUAAGUAGUGGAAAUAAUUUGCUACGACCCACGUUCGUAUUUAUUUUGAAUACAACAAAAUCCAUGAAUGAUACAAAGAAAAUAAGACCCCAUGUAUGAUGUAUCCUUAUGGCUAAAAUAUCUUCGAACCAAGUACGAGAAAAACCACCGCUGCUAACAUAGAGUAAUUAACAUUUACAAAAUUAAAUAAACUAACUAAUUGACUAAUCUGUUUCCCACUUAUGUAAGCAUAUAAUAUUGGGUAAUCUAGGGUUUAUACUUAUGAACUCAUUAAACAUGAUUGUGAAAUUAGUAAAAAAUCAAACAAUAUUGGGUUCAAUUUCUUAUUAAUCCAUAUUAUGGGUGCCAAAUACGAGAAAAUAUAUUUUAACACGUACUUAUUAAACUUAAAAGAUCAGCAGCAAAAUGACGUACAGUAAUAUGUGCGUAGAGUAAAUAGAUACGUAUAGUUUUAUUAUAAUUUUUUAAUUUUAUGUACAGGAGGAAGGCCAAAGCAGUAAUCAGUAUCCGUCCAGUGGUAGUUAAGUUUUACUUUUCACUUCUAUAACCCUCCAACCUUUGAAUAUCAUAAUAUUAUCAUUACUUAACAUUUAACAAUGAUUAUUCUUUUAUUAACAACGAAAUCCUUUAAUUCUUUGAAUGUUACUAACAAUCUUAUUUUCUUUACUUUCAAGUUUUAGUUUAUAUGGUAGAAUUAAAAUCUCAUUAUUAUUUAGAUAAGAAUAUUUUAUGUUAUCUAAUAUCUUCAUUAUUUAAGUGCAGUGUAUUACUAUGUUAAUUAAGUGCCUACUUAUACAUAUUAUGCUUAUUAAGUUAUUAAUAGUGAAAAUAUUGCAAAGGUAACAAAAAUAAAAUUAAUAAUUUAAAAAUA